Protopolystoma xenopodis is the source of this 816-nucleotide messenger RNA. The record is from the annotation of a GenBank genome assembly. NCBI's taxonomy places the organism in Eukaryota, Metazoa, Platyhelminthes, Monogenea, Polystomatidea, Polystomatidae.
AUGCAGCGCGCAAUUUGCCUGAUCUUUGGUCGUCUCGUGCGUUCACCCUCCCUCUUUUUUCUUCCGUCAUUACCCUUUAUUCCAAUAUGUUGGGCCCCUCUUUAUAUUACACCGACUUUAGCAAGCAUUAGAUUCAAAUCCAAAGGUUCUUCCAAGUCAGGUACAGUAACCGCAGGCCAUGUUCCUAAAGCCGUGCGUGAAUAUUUGCAGGAAGAAGCCAUGCUUCAGGAGUAUGGAAAAGUGCUUAAGAAUUUCGCUGAAACAAUCGUCCGCAAGCUUAACCUCAGGGUAUCUCCCGAAAUGCUUUAUGAUAUUCAGAUUCAUAAUCACAAAAAUUUGCAUCUGGGUGAGAUAGCAAAAUUUGUACGACAAAACAAACAAGUGGAGUUACUUGAUGGUGUUGGAUCACACACAGACAGCACUUUGGUGAUAGUCGAUGUGUCAGCAAGACCCGAACUUGUACUUGAUGUUAAGGCCAGUAUUAUGCACUUUCUGGAGCAAAUCGGCUUGCCAAGAGAAAGUCUUCAAUCUGCAGGUCCAACUUCCUUUGCAGUUUCUAUAGGAGGUAUUGUAACACGUGAGCGUCGGCAAGAGAUGAUUAAACAUGGUAAAGAACUCCUCAAUCAUUCAAAGCGAGAAAUGGAUAAAGUUUAUCAAAAAUAUGACAAGCUCGCAAGAGGUGCCAUCACUUCAAAAGCGUCUAUUAAAGAAACUGAUAUAUUUAAUGCCAGAGAGUACUUCAAACAUUGUGUCAAAGAGUACCACGAGCGAGCGAACAUAUUGUGGACUAAGCAGGAGGCUGAACUCUCCGGCUAA